This is a messenger RNA of Pelagomonas calceolata, 1059 nucleotides long. NCBI's taxonomy places the organism in Eukaryota, Pelagophyceae, Pelagomonadales, Pelagomonadaceae. The record is from the annotation of a GenBank genome assembly.
CUAAAAGAAAUUUUUGUGAAGCCAAACACAAACGUCACAAGCUGACUAGAGAGCUCGCGGACAGCAGAUUCGCAUCGUGCUGGCCGACAUCAAACACCUGUCGGACGAGCACAUCGUUAGACAGCCCGCAGCAAAAGUUGCCAGCUACCCGCAAAGUUGCCAGCAACAAUAACCCCGCGGCGGGUCGCGGCUAGGCGGCCUAGCUCUAAGCAAAGCAAAUUAAAAAAAAUGGCCUCCUACACGCAAGUCACACCGGAGGAGGAAGUAGCAGGCUUGAUGUCCGCCUCCGAGCGCCGCCGGCGCUUCAUCGCGGCCGAGGCCGAGAAGGAGAACGCAAUAAAAGCAAGAGCCGUCAACGCCCUCGCGGAGGACGAAGCGCUCGCGGCGCGCCUGCAGGACGCCGAGAACUCCGCAGCGAGCGAGCCGGUGGCCUUCAACGCGCACAGCGACACUCUGACAGAGGAGGCGCUCGCGCGCCUCGCGGCCGAGGACAAGUCGGCGCAGGACGCGGCGCUGGCGCGGCGGCUCUCGGGCGCCGACGACCCGGACGCGGCGCUCGCGCGGCGGCUGCAGGCCGCGGAGGUCGUGCCCACGGCGGCGGCCGUCGAGGUCGACCCGGCGCUUGUCCGACAGGUCGCGGGCCGCAUCGAGCGGCUGACCGUGAGCCACCAGGAGCGCGAACGCGCGGACGCGGCGCUGGCCCUGCGGCUCCAGAACGCCGAGCUCACGCAGGGGUCCGCCGUGCCCGAGGAGAAGGACGACGACGCCGCGAUGGCCGCGCGCCUGCAGCGGGACGAAGCUAUAGCGUACCGCGACGCGCGGCGCCGCCUGGACGCCUGGACGCCUGGCGAGACCCGGACGCCCGUCGCGAGACCGGCCCGGUCGCGGGCCGCGGUGCGCGCGGACAUCGCGAGCAUCUACGCCGUGCACAACCCCGAGAAGCUCGACAACAUCGACGCGUUCCUGGACGAGGCGGGCCCCGGCAACGAGGAGGUCCUCCUCGAGGCGAUCCAGGACAAGUACGGCGUGCCGCGGUCGUAGUAGUGUGUGCUAAGAGAC